CAGGCUUAAAGGUGACAAUGUAGCCAUAUGUUAUUAUGUAGGUUCAGUGUGCUAACGCUAGCUCUCUUAAGUUAGUCAUUGCUUAGCAACUUGUUUGCUUGUUUCGACCGGGAAGUUGUGCAGGUUAGCAGAUUUUCUGGGUGGUGUGACGUUAAUAGUGUUUACAGCUGGUGAAACGAACGGAAAGAUAGUUAUUUCGCCUGAACUAAUCAUAUAAAACUACUUUACCUCGACUAGCUGCUAAUUGGCUAGGCUAGCAAAUGAGUUGAAGGCCGUGCACCACUUUGACAGUAUAGCUUACUUUACUUAGCAUAGCAUAGCUGUCUCACAGUGAAUAGUGCUGUGGAUUAUGCUGAGAAGCUUCUGGUUUUUGGCCCAUGGCCGCUAGAAUAUAAAACUGACUCUCUGAUUAUGGCCACUGGAAAUCAUGUUGGGAACGAUGCAGAUGUCCACAGGCUCAAGCAAGCCAAGGCCCUCGAUCUUUUCAACCACAGAAGCGCUCCUGCAGAUGAAGAGAACAUGAGGGAGGUGGAUUAUUUAUGUAAGGAAGAAAUAGAUAAAGACAGAUUUCCAGUGGGGCGUUGCAUGCACAACUACGGCAAAGUAAAACGAGUGGUGAGCAAGAAGACGCGUCAUUCAGCGGUGGGUUCUGCAGUUCGGCUGCGAGUGCCUUCAGCAGGCAGACCCUCUGACAUGGCCAACAAAGAGAAUGAGCUGACGUGUGCCGAGGACGUGCAGGGCGUUCACUAUAAGGACAAGUGUGCGUUCCCUGUGAACUCGACAGACGGCUCUAAAAUGGCAGGAGCUGGCUCCAAGUACAGUGACUACUUCACUGAGUUAUCCAAGGACCAUGACACAAUGACUCAUGUGCUCUUUGGGAGGAAUCUCAGGUUAAAUGUGGCUUUGACACUUUGGCGAAGAAAUGCUAGUGAACUAGUGGCGUAUUUGAUCAGAAUACAAGACACAGGAGUGUUGAUUGACUGUCUUCCUGUUCUCACAAAAAGCCUUCAAGAAGAACAGUCAUGUGUUUCCAUUGGUUGCUGUGUCGACCUUUUACCGCAAGUGAAGACAGUACUUCUUGGCAGAUAUGAAGUGCACCUCACUGUGGCUUUGCACUGGGUUCAGUCGGUUGUUAAGAAAUGGUGGCCUGAACUCUCAUCAAAUGGAAAAACUCUGCAAGACCGCUGUUCAAAUGAGAAAAAUGUUCAGGCAAUGCGAAAGCUGCUGCUUGAUCUUUGGGAUGAUACAUGUUCAUUAUCCUCAGUACCAGGAACUGUGGGGGAAAUGAGCAAGGAAAUUGAAUCCUAUCUGUCACAACUGCGCUGAUGUCUUGAUGUAGAACACUUGAGGAAAUGACCACUACACGCACUUGCUGCGGUUUUCAAAGCUGCUCUUUUAACAGCAGGAUAAACUGAGUCUUUGCAUUACUCCAGAAGAGGACGUGACUCGAUGGUGAAUGGGGAGACAGAUGAACUGACCAAUUCAGAUCCUCCCUAUAUUCAAACUGGAGACAUGUCUUAAAGGGUAAACCCUUUCCCAUAAACCCUGACUGCUUCACAUUGAAGUGGACUUUUUUUUUUCAUUAUUGGCACUCAGUCAACUCUAUGAGACUGUAAAGAAUCAGGUAACUCACAGAAGUGCCAUGGAGAAGUUUUAACUCACUUGCAGUGCCACAAUGUGCACUUGCUGAAGUGGAUUUGACGUACCGUGUCCUGAGUCAACUCCUCGUACAAUGUCUUAACAAUGAAGAGCUUGUAGUCCUGCAGUCUUAAGUUAUUGAAGCUUUCACUGUCUUAUGCUUGUUCAUGGAUGAAAUGAUUGUGCAUCAUGGUGAUUUUCUUUUAAUCAACUUCUAAAUAAAUUUGCAAAAUUUGCCAAA
Messenger RNA from Pangasianodon hypophthalmus (striped catfish), 1879 nucleotides. RefSeq names its product katanin p80 subunit B-like 1 (gene katnbl1). The record is from RefSeq and is a predicted model, not a curated record. Gene Ontology annotation, molecular function: microtubule binding. Gene Ontology annotation, cellular component: nucleolus. The coding region runs from base 412 to 1326 and encodes 304 amino acids. NCBI's taxonomy places the organism in Eukaryota, Metazoa, Chordata, Actinopteri, Siluriformes, Pangasiidae. The transcript is spliced from 10 exons.